GGUAGUGGGGUCGAUCAGUGUUUACAUACCUUCGAUAUGAAGCAACUUGUUGAUCCGUCCGGCCGGCAAAGUUUUCGCGACAAGCAACAUGGUCGCACAUCAUGUGGCGAAAGCACAGAUAAACAUGCCUCAGACAUGGAUUUCAAGGUUGCGUUUUCAGCCUUGGAGGCCAUGUGUGAAGAAAAUAUUUCUGCUUUUUGUGGACCUUCUGAUCUCGCCGACGGCACUGUUACCCAACGCUUGGUGGUUUGCAUGAAACAGAUUCAAGAACACGGUCGAGCCCUUGAGCCUAUGGUCACCAGCUUCACUUCCAUCUGCCACCAUUAUGACUUUGACGCGCAAACACCUGGAAAUGGGUAUCGCACCCUGAUCAAGGUGUUGCAGUCAUGUAUUUUGCACAUCCUACACAAGGGUCACUACAUUGCCUCAAAUCACAAGAGCACCUUCUUCAGAGUGUACCACAAUGCCUCAGAGAUGGAGGCCUACUGCACCGCCCUGUGCCAGCUGCGAGCGCUGCUCUACCUCGCCAAGCGGCUGAUCAAUGACAACGAUUUUGGCCAGCUGUACUCACUACAGGAUCUCGACCUGAGCCACAGAUAUGUGCAGGAAUACAGCUCACUGCACAAAGCCUGUUUCUAUGGCCGGUGUCUGGGCUUUCAGUUCUCACCAAGUCUUCGUCCGUUCCUCCAGACUAUUGUCAUAAGCAUGAUCUCUUAUGGUGAGACUUAUGGUAAACAGCAGUCUGGGCUGGGUUUGGCAGCCCUGUCUCUCCUCACAUCAGGAAAGUACGUCAUUGAUCCAGAGUUGCGUGGUUCAGAAUUCGAACGCAUUACUCAGAACCUGGACAUGCAAUUUUGGAAGUCCUUCUGGAACAUCACAGAGUCUGAGAUUUUAACAGGCUUCAGUAGAAUAGCUUCCUACCCCGUACAGUUGAACCUCACUCUUACGAUACCUCCUGUCCCAUUACGCCUCCCCCUGGCAUCGGACCCGAAUCUGUCUGCUACUGUGUCACCUCCACUGGCCCACUGGGGUCCUGGGCCAGUCCACAUGCGUCUGAUCUCCCACGAGAUUCGUGAAGGACAGGACAGUGAGGAGCUCCUGGCUUUUUCUCGUGGCGAUCCGUCCUCUGUCUCUGCAUCCAAUCUCCCGUGGGUGCAGAAGCAACCCCUAUCCCCGUGGUUGCUCAUUCACUUCCACGGAGGAGGCUUUGUGGCCCAGACUUCCAGAUCACAUGAGAAUUAUCUGCGAAGCUGGUCGAAGCAGUUGAAUGUUCCUGUCCUCUCUGUUGACUACUCUCUGUCACCUGAAGCGCCCUUUCCUCGAGCUCUUGAGGAAUGUUUUUACGCUUACUGCUGGGCCUUGAAAAACUGCCAUCUGCUUGGUUCGACAGCAGACCGUGUCUCUCUGGCAGGAGACAGCGCUGGGGGCAACCUCUGCAUUACUGUGUCCAUGAAGGCCAUGACGUGUGGUAUCCGAGUCCCUGACGGCAUUAUGGCCGCCUACCCUGCCACCUUGCUCACCACGGACGCCUCGCCCUCUCGCUUGCUCACACUCAUUGACCCACUGUUACCUUUGGGUGUUCUUGCAAAGUGCCUCAAUGCCUAUGCAGGUGUGGACUCUCAGACUGUACAGCCGGCUGUGGGAGGCAACAGUCUGACGGCUCUGGGCAGAGAAACUACCGCACUGCUCAGUGAUCUCACUCAGGGAGCAACCAGCUGGAUCCAGUCCUUUCUGCCGCCCAUGUGGCCCACAAGUGGAGCCGGCUCACGAACAUCAAGACACAAAGAGUCCCCAAGCAUGGACACACACAGGAAUUUAAGCCAUUCCUCACCUCCAAACUCCCAAUGUCAUCUGGAUUACCCAGUGGGCUUUGAGCCCCUGCGCUCCGAAUGCCUUGCAGUUGUUCAGCCGACCUCCUCCCCUAUCAUCAGGAACCCGUUUGUGUCACCGCUGCUGGCGCCUGACAGCCUUCUUCGAGGCCUGCCGCCUGUUCACCUAGUGGCCCCUGCUCUUGAUGCUUUACUGGAUGACUCUGUGAUGUUUGCCAAGAAGCUGCGAGACAUGGGCCAGCCUGUAAGCUUGACGGUGGUGGAGGACCUUCCGCACGGCUUCCUCAGCCUUUCGCAGCUCUGCAAGGAGACAGAGGUUGCUGCAGAAAUCUGCUUGGAGAAAAUAAGGGAGAUUUUUCAGGAAGGGAGCACCAAAAACUGUUCUGACAAAGCUAGAAGAGAUUAAUCACACUUUGAUUCCUCAAUGGUAUUUUGUAGGAGUGUUUCAUAAGUGGGAAAAGAAACAAUCUACAGUUUUUGGGGAAAGUUAAAUUUAAAUCCAUACCCAAUAGUGUCUUCUGUCGGAGUCACAGAAAAAUCCACUUAAAUUAAAAAAAAUAUAUAUCUCAUUGGUUUUAUUAUCAUCAGUGGCAACACAAUUUGUUGUGUUUCCCCAAUGUUUGUGUAAAAAAGAAUUGCAGAUGGGGUUAUAUAGUGCACAAAACGUGCAGUUGAUGGAGUUCACGUGCCUUUAAGCUGUCUAGUGUAUGUACAUUACUGAAAUAAGACACUAGGUUUCCGAACAUUCCAAGAUUAAUGGAUCACACACAAAAUGCUUUACAGAUCCACCAUUUCAUUAUAUGUGAGUACUACUGUGGCCUUCACCUUGUAUUGCUCAAAGCAGGGAAUUUACUUGGUGUUAAUAUUUCUUAAUAAUAUUUAUUACAGUGUAAUAUUUAAAGCCUUAUUAAAUCAAAAAUGCAAUAGUG
Phyllopteryx taeniolatus (common seadragon) is the source of this 2758-nucleotide messenger RNA. It is a transcript of the gene lipea, whose product is annotated as lipase, hormone-sensitive a. Gene Ontology annotation, cellular component: cytosol. Gene Ontology annotation, biological process: triglyceride catabolic process; cholesterol metabolic process. The coding region runs from base 37 to 2235 and encodes 732 amino acids. The transcript is spliced from 11 exons. Gene Ontology annotation, molecular function: triacylglycerol lipase activity; sterol ester esterase activity. The record is from RefSeq and is a predicted model, not a curated record. NCBI's taxonomy places the organism in Eukaryota, Metazoa, Chordata, Actinopteri, Syngnathiformes, Syngnathidae.